CUUCCCCUUUGCGACUGGAUUUUUGAAUGAGACGCCUGAAAGAGCCUUAACAGCCCCGGAAGGUUUGAGCUUGUUGAUAAAGUCUGCUUUGCAAAACUCGCUGAAGAAGCACUUGCUGAAAACGCACUUGCUGACGAAGCCUGCGGUUGAAAAACCUACAAAAGAUGGAUCCUGGUCAGGACAAGCACCAGCAGGGUGACCACCCGGAAGUUUCUGAAGACAAGGAAGAGGAGUCACGCUGGACUUCACCUCCAAUCACGGUGAGCAGUACUACCAGCUCCGAUGAAGACGAGGUUGGUAAUAACAGUACUAGCAGCUCCAGUACUAGUAGCUCCAGUGGCAGCGGUACUAGCAGCUCCAGUACUAGUAGCUCCAGUGGCAGCGGAACUAGUAGCUCCAGUACUAGCAGCUCCAGUAAUAGCUCCAGUGGUAGCGGUACUAGCAGCUCCAGUGGUAGUAGUACUAGCAGCUCCAGUUGCAGCUGUACUAGUUGCAGCUGUACUAGUAGCAGCAGCUCUAGUUGUAGUGGUGCUAGCAGCUCCAGUGAAGAUGAGGUUGGUGAUGACUGUACUACCAGCCUGUCUCAGAAGCCUCAACAGGGCAUUUCUCCCUUGACUUCACUUGAGUCCACACAUGGACGUGACAAGCGGGAAGAGCCCAUUUUGCUUCCUGGGACCUCUCAACCUUACCAGGUAGGUUUGGAAAAGGACACGGGUCAUGUGACAUCUGUGACUGGCAUGAACAGAAAGAGGACAAAUGGCAGUGAUGCUGUAGAGGAGCCCCCCACCAAGAAGACUAGGCACAGUGUUGGUGAAGAGGAUCCCGUUUUGUCAUCUCCUCACCUCAGUCCCUCACAAUACAUGGCGCAUGAGGAUCCUUUUUGGUUAUCCCCUGUCCUCAGUCCCUCAUGUAUAAUGGCACAUGAGGAUCUUGAUUGGUCAUCCCCUGUCCUCAGUCCCUCGCAAGACAUAUUGCUUGAGGAUCCUUUUCGGUCCUCCACUGUCUUGAGUCCCUCACCAUUGGAUUUGAUUUUGGAGGAUCCAAUAUUGCCACCCUCUGUCUUCAGUUCUUCACCAAUUCCUUUUGAAGAUUACAUUCUGUCAUUCCCUGCCAUCAGUCCCCCACAAAGGCUAGGUUUGGAAGAGGAACCGGGUCUUGUGACAUCUUCGACCUGCAGAAAGAGGACAAAGGGCAGUGAUGCUGAAGAGGAGCCACCUGGCAAGAAGACUAGGCACAGUGUUGCUGAAGAGGAUCCCGUUCUGUCAUCCCCUUUCAUCAGUCCCUCACAAUACAUGCUGCGCGAGGAUCCUUUUCUGUUGCCCACUGUCUCCACUGUCUUACAUGCAUCACCAUUGGAUCCAAUUUUUGAGGAUCCAAUUUUGCCAAUUUUGUGUCUUCAGUCCUUCACUUACACUGGCAUUUGAAGAUCCCAUUCUGUCUUUCCCUGUCCUUGGUCUCUCACCAUCAGCACAUGGCAAUUAUUCCACUUUGUCGUCCCCUGAAGACUGUAUCUGGGUGGAGUCUGAGGAGGACAUAGAAGAGGAACCAAUACCAUCAAAACAGCUGGGAUUGGACCAAAUGGAAUUAGAGUGAGAGAGAGUUUCAGACAAUCGUGGUUUAGACCUCACUACGACUUGUCAAGUGACUCUAGUUAGAUUGGGAUCUUGAUAAACUGAAGACCUACCUGAGAAGUCCCAUUAGGAUAUCAUCAUUUCUCUGUUGUUUUUGUUAAAGCCAAUGGCUUUCUAGCAGGACAGAGGAUGCCUUAGGUAGCGUCUUGCGCCGGGGCUUUUCUUUAUCCCGCUGCUAGGUUUUCUAUUUUAGAUGUUAAGGACUCUAGCAGGACAGAGGAUGCCUUAGGUAGCAUCUUGCACCGGGGCUUUUCUUUAUCCCGCUGCUAGGUUUUCUAUUUUAGAUGUUAAGGACUCUAGCAGGACAGAGGAUGCCUUAGGUAGCGUCUUGCGCCGGGGCUUUUCUUUAUCCCGCUGCUAGAUGUUUUAUUUUUGACGUUAAGGAUUCUGGCUGGACAGGCGAUGCUGACUUUUUUGCUGUUAAUCAAUGAACGACUAAAUGCUGGAGGAGUCUAAUUUAAAUUUAUGACAAACAAGACCACACUGCUGAACAAAAAACACUAAAAGGAGUCGGACAUUGUUGGUGCGUAAAAGAUAAAUGCUAAAAGGAAUGAUACAACACUUCAGGAUUAAUAGUAAAUGUAAAACAAUAUUGUUUAGUAAAAAUCAAACAUCCAAACUAUUAAGACAACGUGGCUCGGACACUGCAAUCGAUACAAUUGAGAAAUUAAACUCUUUAAAAUUUAAAUAACGUUUCUGACAGUUCUAAAACCAAAUGGAGAUACAAAAUACUCAGUUGAGCUCUGGUACAAACAAAUUGAAACAGCGGUUUUAAAGUUAUAACCAUUCUGGUCUGGACAUUAUAAAAUCCACACCGAGUGACGCGAAUUUACGUAUAAAAUAACAACGGCAGCGACAGCAACAACGGGAGUUAAUUCAAAUGUUCAAAGAUGUCAAGAGGAAGAGAGAAAUAGGCAGGACCUUUGGAUCCCGGAUAUGAACUGUUGAUCCACGGAUCAAUCAUUUGGUGGCUGGAUUCCUAAACCUUCAAGUCCACAUUUUAAAAUGUGGUUGGGCAAAACAUUUAAACUCGGGUAAUAAUAGUUUUAAAGGUCGGUAAUGCUGCUGUGUGUCAAACCUAAAAUCUCUUUGGAAUGAGAAGAAACUAUGCUUUUCGGGACGGACACAACGCUUCUGCAGACAAAUGAAAUAUUUCAAAUUAAAAUCUUUUAGGACUAAUAUGAUGUCAUGGUGGACAAAUUAAAAUGUAGAGGACUUAAAACAACACGCGGAGAACAAAUUAAAAUCUUUUAAGAUAUAAAUAUUUGGUUAAGGCUUGGUCCAGUAACUUGGACCACCAUUGAUAUAUUCUGAGGACCACCUGGAGCUGCAGUUACCUUUCAGGUUAAGACAAAAGUAAGUAUCAGUCCCAGACAGAGCAGCUGGCAGUGAGACUUCUUCUUCCAAGAUUCUCUCUGUGCUUCUGUCUCUGUUUUCCUCUCUUCUCUCCCAUGUCUCAGGGUGUAGUAGCGGUGCUUCCCCACACGGUGCUCUCUAAUAUAGUAAAUUGUUCUCACUGUUCCUCCAUUAAUCCACUCUCCCAGUUCUACUCUUUCAGGUUUUAGCUUCUCAUCGCUGGAUUCUUUUGUGGUUCUCCAUGUGGUUCCUGCUUGUAAGUUUUUCCAUUCAACAACACAUAAUACUGCUGGCAUUGGCAACCAUCAGCUUUAUUAAAGAAACACAGAACGAAAUUCACUAUUAGUAGAAAGUGUUCCUCCAUAUAGAGUUAAAAUUGACAUUAAGGAAGGAAAUUUUGCCUGAUAAUAUUUUGUAUUAGAGACCAAAUUAAAGCAGCAAGUCAAUAAAAAGUUAGAAGACAGAAUUUAUGAUUGAGGGAUUUAAUUAAGAGCUUUUAUCCAGAGGGAGACUAGAGAACAGGAUCAGAGGGAAGGAAAUAAAGAGGAUGUGGAGUAAAGAGGAACUAUUAAUCUGAUGAAACAAAUAGUUUAUAUGGUCAUAUUCAUGUUUUGCCAUCCCAAAAGAGAAUAGACUUUAGAAAAUACUGACACUAGUUUCUGA
Molecule: messenger RNA, 3650 nt
Organism: Gambusia affinis (western mosquitofish)
Lineage: Eukaryota; Metazoa; Chordata; Actinopteri; Cyprinodontiformes; Poeciliidae
Exons: 2
Coding region: 165-1424 (419 amino acids)
Source: RefSeq, a predicted model, not a curated record